AUGGAGGUCCUCGCGCCCGGUUGUUAUACCUAUGUGGAAAAGUUCACCAGCGAGAAACCCGCCUACCACAUUCCGCAUUGGCAAGAUGAGGUGGAAAAACUAGUCGACGAUGUCUGGGCGGUUCUCGUGCAGGGCCGUACCGAGAGUGCUGUAAAGAGUCUCGAGAAUACGUGCAGGGACCAACACCCUGACGAAUUGGGUUUAUACGCCCCCGCACUCCCGUGGUACACUCAACCUCCGCCCUCCUACGACGAUGCCGUGAACGAUCUUCCUCCGGAAUACCCUGCGCUGCCUCCGCUCGCGGAGCGCAAGACUGCGCUCUCACCUACUGCGCCGCUAGCGCCUGCUACGAAAUCGCGAAACCAGUCGCGUUCGCUGUACAAAGAUACGAUCCUCGAUGUGUAUAUUGACUUUGAGAACCCGGUCGGCGUGCGAGAGCACAAGAAGAAGAAAGGUGGUGGUGGUGGUGCGGCGAAGAAACCCGCUGCCCCGCCGCCCCCGCCUGAUAAUGGGGGUUCUUCAAAUGAUGCUGGGGACGAUCAAGCGAACGGCGAUGCGAAUAGUGGCGGUGAUGCGGGCGGAGGAGAUGGAGGCGGUGACGAUGGUAGUGGAGGCGGCGGAGGUGGUGGGGAUGAUGGUGGUGGUGACGACUGGAAUGCCUGGGGAACUGUCGCUGGAACCAAGAAGAAGAGCAAAAAGCAGGAGGAAGAGGAGGAGGAAGAGCGAAAAGCCGCCGAGGCUGCAAAGAACAAUCUCAGCUGGGCUGACGAUGUUGAUGAGGGCGGUGGCGGCGAUGAUUGGGCCGGGUUUACUGCAGCAGGAAAGAAGAAGAAAGGAAAGGAUGAGGUGCCCCCUGGCGGGUUUCAGGAUAUCAGCCUAGACGGCGGAGCUCCCCAGUUGGACUUAAACUUCGACGCAGCACCAAAAGGUGGAGGAACUGGUUUUAGUUUUGGCGGCUGGGGUAAAGAUUGGAGUACUGGAGGUGCCCCUGCGGCUAGCAAAUGGGGUCUUGGGGCUAUCGGAGAGUCCGUCCCGAAAGAAGAACCCAAAGACAACAAUCCCUGGGGAGUCGCUUCCACAAAGAAGAAAUCGACCAAGACCGCAGGCGGUUUUGAUUUUGGCGAUUUGGGAUCCCCUCCCGCCGAGGCGACGAAAGCAGAUGACGACUGGAGCUCCUGGGGUGUCGCGACUAAGGAUAAGAAGAAGAAAGGCUUACUCGAUCCUGAGCCCGAACCCGAAUCAACCCCUGAAGCACUGCCAGAGCCUAUUGCCUUGGAACCUUUACCCGAAUUGGAUCUCGAGCCCGAACCGGAAAUCCCUGGAUCUAUCCUUACGGAAGCCUGGUACAUUGGUCUGUCCAAGAAGGAACAGCGAAAGGCCAAGAAGGACUGGGAGAAGAAGGUGAAAGACGCUGAAGACGAACUUGCCAAGGUUCGGGAAGCAAAUGCAGCCAAGCAAGCCGCCUACGACGAGGCAGUGAAAGCCAGAGAAGAGGCGCAAGCUCAAGCUGCUCCCCCUGCCCCGGAUCCACCUGCCCUAGAACCGGAACCCGAACCCGAAAAUGACUGGGGAUGGGCCGUUCCCUCCAAGAAGGACAAGAAGAAGAAAAAGAUUGAUCUGCUGGCAGACUCCGAGCCCAUACCUGCGCCUGCACCUGACCCUCCGGCUGAGGACGACUGGGGAGGCAGUUGGGGUACUGCUGGUAAGAAAGAUAAGAAGUCCAAGAAAGAACCGGAGCCCGUCAUUGAGGAACCCGCGCCGGAACCCCCCAAAGCCAAGGAGCCCGAAGAUACCUGGGGUGCCUGGGGUGUGACCACCAAAGACAAGAAGAAGAAGAAGGGCAAACUCGAACCAGAACCCGAACCCGAGCCAGAACCUGAACCUGAACCUAUAGUCGAGCCAGAACCCGAGCCAGAACCCGAACCUGAGCCUGAGCCUGAGCCAGAACCUGCUCCUGUGUAUGAUGAUCCUCUAUAUGAGGGCUGGCAUACUCUAUCGUCGAAAGACCGGAAGCGGCGCGAGAAGAAACUGGUCCAGAAAGGUCUCCCUAUCCCUGGAAAGGACUUUGAACUUCCCACCGAGAAGCCACCAGAGCCCGAACCCGAACCGGAGCCUCCUGUUGUUGAGCCUGAGCCUGAACCUGAACCUGAACCUAUUCCCGAACCCGAGCCGGAGCCAGAACCUCCUAGGCAAGCAGAAGACGACUCUUGGGGAGUCUGGGGAACGACCAAGGAUAAGAAGUCAAAGAAGAAGGGGUUUGAAGAACCGCCUCCGCCUGCACCGACUCCUCCAGCACAAGGUCUCACUCCCGAGCCUGAAAUCCUUGAUAACCCUGAUGAUAUCUGGGCCGAUCUGGGCUCCAAGUCCAAGAGCAUUAAAAAGACGAAGGCCAUCGAACCAGUCAAGGAAGAGAAGCCUGCAGCUAAGGGUUUCUGGGCAUCUUUGACUGGAGGCUCCGCUGCCAAAACCAAGUCCACCAAGGAGAAGUCCAAACCGAAGGAAGAGAUACUCGAGGAGCCAGAAGACCUUCUUAUCGAUGUUGGCGAGGAUCCUCCUAAGGAACCCGAGCCCGAACCUGAGCCUGAGCCCGAACCUGAAGUCGUGCCAGAGCCCGUUAAAGAGGAACCCCCUCCUGAGAAAUCUUCGAAGCUCAAGUCCUCGGCCAAGCUGUCUGUCGCUGAGCGUAUCAAGGCCCUCGAGCAGACCAAGGAAAAGCUUAAGCAGGCGAAGUCAAGCUCAAAGUCAAAGGCUAAAGAGCCCGAACCCGAGCCAGAACCUGAACCCGAACCUGAACCGGAGCCUCCUGUUGUUGAGCCUGAGCCUGAGCCCGAACCUAUUCCCGAGCCUGCUCCUGUGCACGAUGACCCUCUGUAUGAUGGCUGGCAUGACCUAUCAUCCAAGGACAGGAAGAGACGAGAGAAGAAGCUGGUUCAGAAAGGACUUCCCAUUCCUGGGAAGGACUUUGAGCUUCCAUCUCAAACAUCUCCCGAGCCCGAGCCCGAACCGGAGCCCCUACCUGAGCCCGAAGAGGAAAGACAUGUCUCCAGAGACUCUGUUCCCGGAAGUUUCCCUGAUGAACCUGAAAUUGAAGUCCCACCUGAACCCGAGCCAGCGCCGGAGCCCAAACCUAUUCCCGAACCUGCACCAGUUCACGAUGACCCUUUGUAUGAUGGCUGGCAUGACCUGUCAUCCAAGGACAGGAAGAAACGAGAGAAGAAGCUAGUUCAAAAGGGACUUCCCAUUCCCGGGAAGGGCUUUGAGCUUCCUUCUCAAACCCCUCUCGAGCCCGAGCCCGAGCCCGAGCCCGAACCGGAACCUGUGGCUGUCAUUGAACCUGUUGCUGUCCUUGAGCCUGAGGAAGAUGGCGCUCCACCAACACCUCCUCCAGAAGUGGAAGAACCUCCAAAGUCAUCGAAGAAGGAUCGGCCUCGUGUGGACCGCGCGGCCAGUAAUACUGGUUGGGGUUUCUGGGGCUCGGCACCACCACCCAAGAAGUCCAGCAAGAAGGAGCCGAAAGAGACCAAGGAACCCAAGGAGGUGAAGGAGAUCAAGGAAGCCAAGGAACCCACGGAGGUGAAGGAGAUCAAAGAGAUCAAGGAACCCAACGAGGUGAAGGAGGUGAAGGAGGUGAAAAAGAUCAAGGAGAUCAAGGACGUGAAGGAGGUUAAGGAGAUCAAGGAAAGCAAGCCCGCUGAAGAAGUCGAGUCUCCCAAGAAACGAUCGAAAGAGGAACGAAAGGAAUCGACUCGCGAACGUGAACGGGAGCGCUCUCCCGUAGCAGCAGUUCGUUCCAAAUCCACGAAAUCGCGUCCUAAAGAAUCAGAUCCUGAGGUCGAGAGAUCUUCGUCUGACAAGGACAGGCGACGUGAGCGAGAGCGAGAGCGAGAACGCGAAGCCCGUUCCUCAAAGCAGCAACGUGCGACCACCUUGUCCAACUUCGUAUUUGGUCAGCCCCCGCCACGAAGCAAGUCAUCCCGCAAACCGGAAUCAUCAUCCAAAAGGCCUUCCUCCAAACCGGUAUCCCGACGUCCUUCGAUUGAUCCAGAAGAUGAAGCUGCCAUGCCGUCGCCUCCUCCAGAUGACAAACCCGAGGUAAACGAUAAGGCAGCCAAGUUGAUGGGCAUCAACGCGUCCAAAUCCAAACGCGACCGGCCCCGUGCUGAGCGCCUGAAGUCUGCUCCCCGCGACCCCUACGCCAUUGAGGAUGAUGACAUGGUGGUGGUUGACAUGGAAGACGUGGAUGGCCAAUCACCUAAAGAGGGCUCGAGAGGGUCAAAGCGCAAGUCCAAGAGAGAAUCCCGUACGAAACCUGACGAGGACGAUGCUAUCAUGGUCGAUGUUGAGCAAGCCCGCGGUGGUCCAGACCUUCUCUCAGGGGCUGAUGACAUGGCUUUCGUCGAUGCGCCUCGAGAGCGACGCCUAAAGCGCGCACCUCCUCCACUCAAGAAGCAAGACACUGGUGGGUUCAUGGGGAUCUUUGGUUCGUUGCGAAAGCCUGCGCGUCCUGAGAUGCCAGACCGUCGCAAGUCUCGCUCCUAUCGCGAUGAAGAUGCCAAGCACCUCACUGAGACAGAGCGCGAGGAUCGCCGGGUACGUCGUGACGAUCGACGCCGGCGGUCGGUGAGACCGGACACUGAUGCUGAAGGGUUUACCACGGACGCCGCUGGCGCUGCUGCAGGGGGCGAAACCGAGCCCGAAGACGCAGAGGCUCGGAGAGCAGCUCGUCGCGCGAAGCGCACGUCUCGCCAAGCCCCGUCUGACACACGAGAAGCCGAGGCUCGCGAAGCGGAAGAGCGACGAGCCAGACGUAAAGAGAAGAUCCGCGAGCGCGAAGCACGCGAACAACGCGCCCGUGAGGAGGAAGAACAGCGCCGAGAAGAAGAGCGACGUAUUCGCCGUGCCGCGCGCGAAGAACGCCGAGCCCGCGAGGAACAAGCCGCACGCGAAGCCGCAGCAGCCGAAGAAGCGAAAGUCGCCGAGCGCCGCGAGCGCCGUCGCCAGCGCGAAGAAGAAAUGGCCGCCAAAGCCAAACGUCGCCGUUCCCGCGUUGACGAGCCCCCGGUCGACAGCUACGCACCAGAAGAGCAGCUAGACGGUCGUCGUGGUUCCCGUUCGUACGCAGACGACAAGGCUCAUCGUCGCCGAUCAAAGGCUGGACCUGCGCCGGAGCAGACGCGGGCACCGUUGAUGACGGGGGGCCUCAAUCAUGGGAACACAGGUGGGCCCAAGAAAGACAAGAUCUCCACGUGGGUCUACUCACAAGCUGAAGAACCCCCUGAGCCGCCGCCCAUCAUGCCCACCGUCAUCGAUCUGCCCCCGGACGCAGCCGCAGCCGCCGAUAACGCUCACUCGCUGUCCUCGGAUGAGGAAGCCCGUCGUGCCGCGCGCCGAAGAGCCCGUCGUCGGGCCAAGUAUGGUGAUAUGCCGGAAGAGGAGGUGGUUGAUGAUGUGCGCUCUCGUCGUCGAGAGUCGCGUCGUGAGGGCGUGAAGAGUAGUUCUGGGAGUGGAGACUAUGAGCGUGAUCGUGGGAUGCGAUCUCAUCAUGGGAGUCGACAUGGUGGAGCACCUGCGCCGCCAAGCUCAGGGGCGAAGAAGUCGAGUUGGUUCAAGAAGCUUACAAGCUUCUAG
This is a messenger RNA of Penicillium cataractarum, 5628 nucleotides long. RefSeq lists its product as uncharacterized. Lineage: Eukaryota; Fungi; Ascomycota; Eurotiomycetes; Eurotiales; Aspergillaceae. The transcript has 4 exons. The record is from RefSeq and is a predicted model, not a curated record. The coding region runs from base 1 to 5628 and encodes 1875 amino acids.